UUUCUUGCUUCAUUUACUACAUGGUAUUCGACUAUCAAAAUUCCAAAAUCUACUUAGAACCAAGUUGACUUGAGAUAACUAGUGGAGUAACACUGUGCCAGUGGUAUUUGCUAAAGAAAAAGGAGAUGACAGGGUGCAGUGGUGGGUGGAGGAGCAGAAAUGGUGGAGGUUGGUUGGCUGAGGCCUGAGUGGAGGUGGUUGUUGUAGGUGGGUGGAAGUGGAACAACGGCAGAUGGUGGAUAACAGACUUUAAGCGAGCGGAGGCAGACGUUGAGAUGAACACAAUUCUAUUUCAGAGAGCCAUAAUGUCUACCCGAAGAACAAGAGCUACUAGGAACAAAAAAGACGAUGAGCUCCAUGACCUUGUGUCAAAAUUACAAGCAUUGCUACCAUCUUCCAGUUCUAGUUGCAAUAACACAAGGGUAUCAGCAUCAAAGGUUCUUGAAGAGACAUGCAAUUACAUAAAGAGCCUGAGAAGAAAGGGGGAUAAGCUAGGGGAAAGGCUAUCUGAACUACUGGAUUCUAUGGAAAACAAUGGUGUCGAUGUUGAUAUUCUCAGAGAAUUUCUGCAACAAUAGUGUGUGUGUGUGUGUGUGUGUGUGUGAAAGUGUGAGGGUGUUCACAAAGGCAAGCAGAUGCAUAUGUUAUUUGUCUUAUUAUCUGAUUGUCCCAUGUAUGUACACUUUCUGUGUAGGUUGUUGGACUCAAUCAGACAGAUAAUAGCUAUUUAAAUAAUACAUGUAUUAAUCUAAUAGUGUCUAUUUUGGUGUU
Messenger RNA from Lactuca sativa (garden lettuce), 771 nucleotides. The record is from RefSeq and is a predicted model, not a curated record. NCBI's taxonomy places the organism in Eukaryota, Viridiplantae, Streptophyta, Magnoliopsida, Asterales, Asteraceae.